CGCGUGCGCAGCGCUGGCUUUUUCCCGGCUGGGUCUUCUGCGGCUCGCGCUCCUCCUCCCGCUCCCCACCGUCCCCCUUAAGCCCGCCGCGGCCGGGUACCAGCGUGUGGUCCCGCCAACGGAGCGAUCCGUGCCUCGUGCUUCCGGGACGUCCGUUGUGCGCGCUUGCGGCGCGUGGCACUAGUCAUGUCGAUGGAUCAAGUGAACGCGCUGUGCGAGCAGCUGGUGAAAGCGGUGACGAUCAUGAUGGACCCCAGCUCCACCCAGCGCUACCGGCUAGAAGCCCUCAAGUUUUGUGAGGAGUUUAAAGAAAAGUGCCCUAUAUGUGUCCCUUGUGGCUUGCGGUUGGCUGAGAAAACACAAAUUGCCAUCGUCAGACAUUUUGGCCUUCAGAUCCUGGAACACGUUGUCAAGUUUCGGUGGAACAGCAUGUCUCGAUUGGAGAAGGUCUAUCUGAAGAACAGUGUCAUGGAGCUGAUUGCAAAUGGAACACUGAACAUUUUGGAAGAGGAGAACCAUAUUAAAGAUGUUCUGUCUCGAAUUGUAGUAGAAAUGAUCAAGCGGGAGUGGCCACAGCACUGGCCUGACAUGCUAAUAGAAUUGGACAUUCUUUCCAAACAAGGGGAAACACAGACAGAAUUAGUGAUGUUCAUCCUUUUGCGACUGGCAGAGGACGUAGUGACCUUUCAGACGCUACCCCCUCAAAGACGAAGGGAUAUCCAGCAAACGUUAACCCAGAACAUGGAAAGAAUCUUCACUUUUCUACUUAACACACUUCAAGAAAAUGUAAACAAGUACCAACAAGUGAAGACAGAUAAUUCUCAGGAGUCAAAGGCCCAAGCAAACUGUCGAGUAGGAAUUGCAGCACUGAAUACUCUAGCGGGCUACAUUGACUGGGUGUCCAUGAGUCACAUUACUGCUGAAAACUGUAAACUCCUGGAGAUGCUGUGCCUGCUUCUGAACGAACAGGAACUUCAGCUGGGAGCAGCUGAGUGUCUUCUCAUUGCAGUCAGCAGGAAAGGCAAGUUGGAGGACCGGAAGCCCUUGAUGGUCUUAUUUGGAGAUGUUGCCAUGCAUUAUAUACUCUCCGCUGCGCAGACUGCUGACGGAGGAGGCUUGGUAGAAAAACACUAUGUCUUCCUGAAAAGACUCUGUCAGGUGUUGUGUGCGCUGGGCAAUCAGCUGUGUGCAUUGCUGGGUGUGGAUUCUGAUGUAGAAACACCAGCAAACUUUGGAAAAUACCUGGAAUCUUUUCUGGCUUUCACAACUCAUCCAAGUCAGUUUUUGCGCUCUUCAACUCAGAUGACUUGGGGAGCCCUCUUCCGGCAUGAGAUCCUAUCCCGUGACCCUUUGCUAUUAGCAAUAAUACCAAAAUAUCUUCGUGCUUCUAUGACUAACUUGGUCAAGAUGGGCUUUCCUUCUAAAACAGACAGCCCUAGCUGUGAAUACUCUCGAUUUGAUUUUGAUAGCGACGAGGACUUCAAUGCUUUCUUCAACUCCUCUCGGGCUCAACAAGGAGAAGUAAUGAGGUUAGCAUGUCGCUUGGAUCCCAAGACUAGCUUCCAGAUGGCUGGGGAGUGGCUAAAGUAUCAACUCUCAACUUCUGUUGAUACUGGAUCCAUGAACUCUGGAACUGGAGAAGGCAGCCUCUGCUCCAUCUUCUCACCUUCAUUUGUGCAGUGGGAAGCCAUGACCUUUUUUUUGGAAAGUGUGAUCAACCAGAUGUUUCGAACAUUAGAUAAAGAAGAAAUUCCUAUUAAUGAUGGAGUAGAGCUAUUGCAGAUGGUCCUGAACUUUGACACCAAGGAUCCCCUCAUCCUGUCCUGUGUCCUCACUAAUGUCUCAGCACUCUUUCCAUUUGUCACCUACAGACCAGAGUUCCUGCCCCAGGUCUUCUCUAAGCUAUUUUCAUCUGUCACUUUUGAAACUGUUGAGGAAAGUAAGGCACCCAGGACCCGGGCGGUGAGGAAUGUGAGGAGACAUGCUUGUUCCUCCAUCAUCAAGAUGUGUCGUGACUACCCCCAGCUCGUGCUGCCCAAUUUUGACAUGCUGUAUAACCAUGUGAAGCAGCUCCUCUCCAAUGAGCUGCUCCUGACACAGAUGGAGAAGUGUGCCCUCAUGGAAGCCCUGGUUCUCAUUAGUAACCAGUUCAAGAACUACGAGCGUCAGAAGGUGUUUCUGGAGGAGCUGAUGGCACCCGUGGCCAGCAUCUGGCUUUCUGAAGACAUGCACAGAGUGCUGUCAGAUGUUGAUGCUUUUAUUGCCUAUGUGGGUGCAGAUCGGACAAGCUGUGACCCAGGCCUGGAGGAUCCCUGUGGCUUAAACCGUGCACGAAUGAGCUUUUGUGUGUAUAGCAUUCUGGGUGUUGUGAAACGAACUUGCUGGCCCACUGACCUAGAAGAGGCCAAAGCUGGGGGAUUUGUGGUGGGUUAUACACCCCCUGGAAAUCCAAUCUUCCGUAACCCCUGCACAGAACAGAUUCUGAAACUUCUUGACAAUUUGCUUGCCCUUAUAAGAACUCACAAUACUUUAUAUGCACCAGAAAUGCUAGCCAAAAUGGCAGAACCUUUUACGAGGGUUCUAGAUAUGCUUGAAGUGGAAAAAUCUGCUAUUUUAGGAUUACCUCAACCUCUCUUGGAACUGAAUGACUCUCCUGUCUACAAAACGGUCUUAGAAAGAAUGCAGCGUUUCUUCUGCACCCUCUAUGAAAACUGUUUCCAUAUCCUAGGGAAGGCAGGCCCUUCCAUGCAGCAGGACUUCUACACCGUGGAGCACCUGGCCACCCAGCUCCUCAGCUCUGCCUUCGUCAACUUGAACAAUAUUCCUGACUACCGACUCAGACCCAUGCUUCGGGUCUUUGUGAAGCCUCUGGUGCUCUUCUGUCCCCCGGAGCACUACGAAGCCCUGGUGUCUCCCAUCCUUGGACCUCUUUUCACCUACCUUCACAUGAGGCUUUCCCAAAAAUGGCAAGUCAUCAACCAGAGGAGCCUGCUGUGUGGAGAAGAUGAGACAACAGAUGAAAACCCAGAGUCUCAAGAGAUGCUGGAGGAACAACUGGUGAGGAUGUUAACCCGAGAAGUCAUGGACCUGAUCACUGUGUGCUGUGUUUCAAAGAAAGGUGCUGACCAUGGUACUGCUCCCCCUGCAGAUGGAGACGAUGAAGAGAUGAUGGCCACAGAGGUAACCCCCUCGGCCAUGGCAGAGCUUACAGACCUGGGAAAAUGUCUAAUGAAGCAUGAGGAUGUUUGUACAGCGCUGUUAAUUACAGCCUUCAAUUCCCUGGCCUGGAAGGAUACUCUGUCCUGCCAGAGGACGACCACACAGCUCUGCUGGCCUCUCCUCAAACAAGUGCUGUCAGGGACACUGCUCGCAGAUGCUGUUACAUGGCUGUUCACCAGUGUGCUGAAGGGCUUACAGACGCAUGGGCAGCACGAUGGCUGCAUGGCUUCCCUGGUCCACCUGGCCUUCCAGAUAUAUGAGGCGCUGCGUCCCAGGUACCUGGAGAUAAGAGCUGUGAUGGAGCAGAUCCCUGAAAUUCAGAAGGACUCACUGGACCAGUUUGAUUGCAAGCUUUUGAACCCCUCUCUGCAGAAAGUGGCUGACAAGCGCCGGAAGGACCAAUUCAAACGCCUCAUUGCUGGGUGCAUUGGGAAACCCUUGGGCGAGCAGUUCCGAAAAGAAGUUCACAUUAAGAAUCUCCCCUCACUUUUCAAAAAGACAAAGCCAAUGCUGGAAGCGGAGGUGCUGGACAAUGAGGAGGGAAGCCUGGCCGCCAUCUUUGAACCCUGAGUCAAGCUUUUGGGCAUUCUUCCUCGACCUUUAUUGUCAUCUCUUCUUCCCCUUUGUAGCUAUUCUCUAGGCCCCUCUCCACUGCCACCUCACUUUACACCGUCGUCAGCCUGGAGAGAGGUCCAGGUCUGGAGCUGGAGAGAGUGGGCCCUGUACGGGGCCGGAAGCCACGCUGAAGCAUCAAGAACGGGAGUUAGGGCUCACACCGUUCUGUCUAGGUUACCCAGGCAUCUCCCAUCCUGCUUGGAGCUUUGCCUUUUCCAAGAGAGAAAAGCUAGAGCAGAGCGGCCCUUCUCCCCAGGCCCUCCCGCCCCCAGGCAGCCAUACACCUGUGCAGAGUGGUCACUAGGGGCGCUAUACCCAAUGCUGCGACAAGCCAGGCUUGCGGCGGGGGCUCAGCCCUGAACUACUUGUGCCAGUUUCUCCUGGAUCGUUGAAAGGCCCCCUGAGCCCCCUGAGCCCCCUUGCUGCUGGGCUGACAGGGACCUUCCCCAUCCCCCAGGGGCAUAUCUGGGUCAGGUGCUGAGUGCUGAACUGAAUUUGGCCAGUUCCUGCUUUGUUUUGAGCAAGAAUCUGGUCACCUGAUGGGAUCCAUGGUACAGGCCACUGCUAAGCUCUGGGCACAGUAUCAAAUGUUAGUACCUUCAGGGACCAGGGCUGGGCCAGGGUCUGUAGCGCUCUGUAACAUCCCUUAGAGCUCACACAUUUUGUCCCUCCAUGAAUGACCCCUCAGUGUGGUUUCCCCAGUCCCCGGGGUCCACUCAGGCACAAGAGCCACAGUACCCUAUCUAGUGUCACAUGAUGUCAUUGGCAUUUAAGGAUAACCCAGACCAACUAGGCUACAUCUGUGACAAGCAGCUGGCAAAGCCACUGGUCUCUCCUAGGACUAGCUCAGUCCAGGUGCCUUCAAAAAUCUCGUGGUCUUUCAGGUCCCUGGUCACUUCCCUCAUGGGCCAUUUCCAAAAGAAAAAAUAUGCCUUCCCAUCACAACCUGUGAGUCUCCAGUCUGUUCUAAACAUCACUGGACGGCCCUAUAAGCACAGGGGACAUGGAUGCAUGACUAGUUAAUCUGUACAGAAGGACACACAUUUAGAGUGUGUGUCCAUGUGUUCCCCACAGAGGCCUGGCACUGAUCCAGUCCCCUGACCAGGGUUUUGGCGAUGCUGAAGCUGCAGCUUUUAGCUGGUGUGGCCCCCCCAGGUAGGGUAAGGUCAGGAAGAGGCAAAGCUGGGGAAACGGACUUGGGAGCCCCACAUUGCGCUUUCUAUGGCACAGACUUGGUCCAUCCCCUCUUCCUGGGUGGUGCUUUGGGCUUCUUGUCCACUGUGAAGGCCAUCUCAGCAUGUUUCCCUCCAAACUUGUUAGCUGCCUACUCUUCUCUGCGGUGGGGCUGUGGAGGGUAUAGUUGUAUUUAUUGUGUUGUAAUAUUUUUAACAUCCUGUGACUUCAUGUUAGAAGUUUUCUAUUGUUUAUAGAACCUUUUUGUAGAAACAUUAACUCUAAAGCACAUCUGCAUGUCAGUAAAAAUCUCAAUUUCAUAUAGAAAGGGCCCCAUCUCCCUUUUUCAAACUAGUAACAUACUCCAGGGUCACUGUUCCUCAUGAGCAUCUUGCUUGCUAAGGGGGCUGGACAGGAAGAACUGUGACUGACAGCCCUGCUCUGUCAAACCCUCUGAAAUAGCAUGCCAGCCAGAAGCAGCUUUCUAUUCCUGACACAUAGACCAGGCGGCCCUUCCGUUCUCUCAGUGUCGUCAUUGGUGGCCACUGGACCUAACCCAGAGGGGCUGCCCAAGGGGACUGUUACUCUUCCUUGUGUGGCUCUUGAUGUGACUUGACUGCCAUGGACCACCCUUUUUUCUCUCAGGAACUUCCUCUGGUAUCCAGGAAAUGGGUUAAGCAGCACACGGUGUUUUCCUGUGGUCUGGCUGUGCCCCCAGAAACCAUCACACUUGGCAUUUCUCAAGGGGCUUCAGAGGGACUUGGCCCUGACUUGCAGUGAUGUCUGAGCCCAAUGCUCUUAACUGCUAAAUAACGCCAGAUCUCUUCUGAGGUGCCCCAUAUUUUUGGACAAAAACUGAAAAAGUGGUCUCCAACGAAAGGAUUUUUGUCUGGAUGUGAAUUUAUUUACAUUAAGACCUUACAAAGGCAUAAAAGUCACAUUUUGUGGCACAUUUAACGAAGUGUAUUGACUGAAAAUAAAGCUGGAAUUGUCCCCAGAAAACUCAGGACCCCUAGUCUCUGGGCUCUCUACAGCAGUCCUGUGGGGGCAGGUCAGAACCUAAAAUCUUCAGCUUGCCUCAGGAGCAUCCAGUCCCAGCCAUGCCAGGUCCAGCGCAGCCUCAAUCCAUCUGAACCGCAUCCAGUUCAUCCAAGAACCGCCGGCACUUCCCCAUCAGUACCUUGAUGGCUUCACUCACCAGCACGUCUGGUGGCAACACCCCUGUUGACUCCACAGAGACUGGGGACCAAAGGGACACUUUAGCCCAGGCAGAGCUUACAAAAGCUCCUUAUACGUAUUGCUAGAUUCCACAUCUGAACUCUGCAAGGAAGCUGCAGCACCAAAGAACUCCAUCCCCACCCCACCCUCCAACUUGAAACUCACAGAUGUAAUGGUUCCGAACACGAGCAAGCCGUACAACCUUCUUUAGCUUCUCAUUCCGGAAGACUUCCCUGCUGAAGGUAUCUAGCCGGGGAUUGGCAACUCUGGCCACCUUUUUACCUAAUGAAAACAAACCAUAUUAUAAAUACAUGAGCCCAGAGCUUUUAUUUCUCUGCUACCUUCAAAGAAAAUAUACUUCAGGGCCUGGCAUCCCAAAUCCCAUACCUUGGAUUUCUUGCACCUCAAUAACACCAGGUGAGAAGCACCGGCUCAGCUCCUCAGCCGCAUCCCCUUCCACGGGCUCAAGCAGGGUGAUGUCCGGCAGGAGCCGGUAACUGGCUGUUGCCACAGGUGAAAACUUGGCAUGAUCUUUGCCUGGAGGGAAGAGGGAACUCAGAGCCUGGGAGGAGACCCUUCCUCACAUUCCCUAAGCUCCUGACAUCAAAGGCCCAUUGGCGCUCUGCCUGUCGGGGACAUCUCAGCCGAGUCCCUUAGUCAUACCUCACCCCAGGGUAAUCAAAGGGUCUCACCAAUGCCCUUGACGCAGUGCAUGAGCAGGUCAAUCUCCUGGCCAGGCCGCAGCUGAGCGAUGAGGAUAUCAUCGUGUACCGGUCGGAUGGUGCCCUCCGGGAAGAGGUCAGCCUGGUUCCCCAGGGGGACCCAUGUCAUGUGCCUGGUGUACACUGCGGGAGGAAGCACAUCAGACCAAAGUCCCUAAAACUGGCACCCACCAACAGGGGGCCCUCUUCCUCACCCCACCGGUACCUACCUUUGUGGUUGACAUAGAGCUCAUUGGGGUCAGAGGAAUCUUUAGCGGCGUGGGGGUUCCGAGUGCACCUGACCUGCAGCCGAAACUGCAGGGUAUCUAUCUCUGUGCCUUCUUCAUCUCCUACACAAAGGGAGGAGGUGGGGACUGUUAAAGAGCUAGUGGACGUCGGUGCCAGGCACUACGCUGAAUGCCUUGCAUGUUUCUCUCAUCCUCUUGGCAACCCUGGUAAGGCAAGGGCAGGUGUCCUCACAGACAACAGCACUGAUGUACCAAAAGAUUGGUACCAGGCCCAAGGUCAUACAGUAGCCAAUCAAGGGUUCGAACACAGGCAGUCUGAUUCCAGAAUCAACUUCAGAGGAGAGCUGCCCACCUUCCCCCAAAAUUUCAUUUUCUCAAACCCUCACCUUGGUUCCGAUAUUCAAAAAGGCGGGGAUCAGCAUGAAUGGGGAUGAGCCCCAAGCGGUGAGCGAGUAUCUCAUCCUGGACAAUGGAAGUGUUGUUGUACACCAGGACCUUCUCCACAGCCAUGGUUGGCACCUGCCCAAGAAAAGAAAGCCACUCAUCUACAAAGACCCCGUAGAUUCCCCAUCUACUCCCUGCCUCCUGACAUAGGGAGAUGGAGACUUCCUCCUAGAAGAACGCUUGAUGAAAAGUUUACAAAGAAUGAGCAGGAGGAACACUCAGCAAAACUGCAGGAAAAAUACCACUUGAGACAAUUCUACAAAUGAGGAUUCCCCACACAACUCCACCUUUGCCAUCGUGCCCACCUAUACCUCAGCUAAUAGAAUGCGUCGAAAAGCAUUGGCAAUGGCUGCGUCGAUUCCCACCAUGUCAAACUCCAAUGAGUUUUCAUCCAUGUGCACCACAUCCACGCGGAAAUCCUAAAGGAACAGGAAAAACACAAAAUGAAGCCUGCUCUCUACACAGUCAAUACCUCCCCCCAGAUAUUCCCCUCAGAACCUCCCUUUGCCCAGAUGUCCCUCUCGCUUCCAAUCAUUUAUUAGUCUCUAGAAAAGUCUUCAUUUUUAUCUUCCAUUCAUUUAAAAUCCUCUGCAAUAUGGCUUCCAGCCAGGCCAUCCACAGAGGCUAUUUUACUAAGAAUAGGCUCACAUAUUGCUCAGUCCAGUUGAUACUACUCAAUCCUUAUCUCACUAGACACCUCCCUUGGACCUGGCAUUGAGAGAAUCCCAUUUCCAAACUACUGCCUUGAUUUCUGAGCACCAAUCUUCCUUGUCUGAUCAGUCCUUCUACUAAAUUCACAGUCUUCCACCUACCAUAUACAUGUUACCAUUUCCCAAGUGUUUGUGUCUCUCCAGGGUGACCUCAACCCCACUCACGGUUUUAGCAACUAUCUGUACGGACAACUCCCCACAUUGUAUCUCACUUCUGAUCUCAUAUAUAUCUCCUGCUAGCCUGCUAGACUUCUCCAUCUACAGGAAACUGAAUGCGUCAACACUCCCUUUCCCCAGACCCAUUUCUCAUCAGUAAAUGACACCACCAUCCAUCAAAGUAGUUCCCCAACAAGCGAAUUUUACACUCCCCCCUCACAGCCCAUAUCCAAGCAACCACCAAAUUUACCUUCUGUCUCCCGUGCUCUGUUUCCAUGAUCACAAUCUUAGUUUCUGCCUUCAGCCUCAGCUCCCCUAUGCAAUUCUGUCACAAAUCUGCACACACCACAUGACAAUCCUCAAAUUCAUUCUCUCCCAACCAUUAAGCUUGCAGAUAUGAUAAUAUCUGCUUAAGAGCUCUUCAAAAGCUCCCUAUCACCUACAGUGCCUAAAACGCACUUCAGUCUUGCCUAACACUCAUGCUGACCCACUUCAUAUUCUAGCAACAAUGAACUGCUUGGACACUCCUCACCCUUCGCUGUUCUCAGCUUCUGCUCUUCGUUCAAGGCUGAACUGAGAUGUCAUCUCCUUCAGGAAAUCUUCCAUACUUUUGCCCCCCCUUCUCAUUCUGGAUUAAGUGCCUGUGCAGGAUACACCCGCCCCAACCCCAUCACCUUUUUUGCUUUCAACCGCCUUUACCGCAUUACUCUGGACUCAUUUGUCUACGCAUGCUCUUCUCCAACAAGACUGAACAUCUUAUUUGCAAAGCAGUGCAGAAGUUGUGUCUACCGAGCACCUAGCAUGUUGCUCGAUAUACGGAGCAAACCCCAAGUGAGGCAGGAAAGACAGGGCCCAACCCAAGGACAGCCUCCUCAUACACAGACAUUAGGCAAAAGGCAAAGCCACCUCUCCUUGUGUUGCACUUAAUGAGAUUAUGAAGCAUGGAGGAAUAGCAUCAGCAACAAGAACAUACAUUAAACCUUGAUUAAACUUUGUGACACCUGAACAGGGAACCCUGCCCAGAAAACCCACAGAGCUCAGCCCAGCAUGAGCAAUAAAAAUGCACAGGCUGCAGCUGACUGCUAUACAGCCUUCCACACCUGGUGCUUGACUGCUAAGGGAAAAAUGGCUCUUAGAGCACAUGUGCAGUGGCUUCAGGAGACAGACUCACAAGAGAAGCAGAUGUAACCAGGUGCAAUUAAGAUCCCACCAAUGAAUAUUCUGCCCCUAAUCAAAGAAACCUGCAUCCAUUCAAGGACUUGAAAUAAAAGGUGGGGGGGGGGUGGUCAGAAAACUCCUCAGAUGCCCUCCUCACUGGCGAGGACGCCCGAGUUCUUUUCCAAGUGCGUUUGCUUCUGCCCCUUAAUACACUGCUUCUUUGUUUCUCUCUA
Messenger RNA from Lagenorhynchus albirostris (white-beaked dolphin), 9875 nucleotides. RefSeq names its product exportin 5 (gene XPO5). Bases 187 to 3789 code for a protein of 1200 amino acids. Gene Ontology annotation, biological process: RNA export from nucleus; protein export from nucleus. Gene Ontology annotation, molecular function: nuclear export signal receptor activity; small GTPase binding; RNA binding. Gene Ontology annotation, cellular component: nucleus; RNA nuclear export complex; cytoplasm. The transcript has 32 exons. Lineage: Eukaryota; Metazoa; Chordata; Mammalia; Artiodactyla; Delphinidae. The record is from RefSeq and is a predicted model, not a curated record.